AUGUCGACUCACGCUCACUCCGAGUCCACCGCCACUGUCUACUCUCAGAUGGCUCGCGCGGCGAGUAUGUUUUCUGUUACCCUAACCUCCUUCACGGGCGGGUCUGCCCUCGCGACCCGCUGGAUGGAGGCUGGCUUCGAGCGCCCGUCCCCCGGCUCUCCUCAGGUGGUGAAGGGGUGCACACGUCUGGAAGCGGAGGUUUCCCUACUUCGCAAACGUCUCAACUCUGAGAUGACCCUGUUGCCCAUCGUCAAGUCCACCGACGGCGGAGGCCUCACCUGCGCAUUCAUGUUCCCAGCCGCUCGAGGCUCCCCGCCCCAGUCGCCAUCCGCCUGUCCGACCCCAGUGGCUGUCAGCCACGAUGUCCCAGAAGUCGACGUCGCCGAAGCCAUAGACCGCGCUCGUACCGAGACUCCUCAGGAAGUAGACGAUCCUGAGGAUGUUGAGGAGGCGCGUGUCCCCGGCUUCGUUUCCGACGUCAAGCACUCGCACGUCAUUGCGAGUCCUUCUGAAGAUAUCACAGUACCAGGGGAGGUGGAUUCCAACAACGACUGGUUUCCCUCGCACAUCUCGGUCCUCUCGGAGGGAGGUCGCUCGUCGGACCAUGGAUGGGCUGUGGGAGAAGGCGUUGAAGAGGUCUCUAUACCUGAUCAUCAUGUGUUUGACAAGAUAGAAGAAGGCGAGCAAGUCGACGUGCUCGAAGGCGAAGAUAGUCAACCCGGAGAACAAGCAGUCGAGGACGAAGAGUUAGCCUCGUCCAUAGGGGCUCUGGUCAAUUGGUCCCACAGAGCUCCUCCUCCUGGUAGCGUGCCAGCCCUCGAGGUGACGGACGGUUUCUACAACUCUACUGCCUGCGACUCUCUUGUGUACUCCUCUGUCAAUCUUCGGUCUCCGAUCGGGUCUCCUCAGUCUACUCCAAGGUAUCUCGAUGACUCUCCUCAGCAUCUUUCUGCGGCCGUCUCAACUCGACGUCCGCCCGAUGUUCAAGUAUCCUCAAGCUCGGAUCUGUCGUCCCUCCCAGGUGCAUGGCAAUGGUCAACUUCUUGCCAAGCAUCCGCGACGCACUCUGACGGUCCCUCGGCGAUACUCGACGACCUCAUCUCUCUCCUCUUAGACGUUUUCCUUUUCUCUGUGUUUCUUCUGCUUUCUCUCGGUCUGUUGCUUCUACUCUGGGCGCUCUCUGGGUCGACGAUACAGCCUCCUCUUGCGACGACGACAUCGACAUCUGGCUGGCUUUGCGCUCCCGACGACUCGCCCACUGUUCUCUGCCAGCGCUCAAACUCGGCUGCAAUGACCCCCUUUCUCGCCUACCUUGCCAAGUCGGAGGUGUUUCGAGGCCGGCUCUGGAUCCCUGAGGCGGAUCCACCGCCGUUCAACGACUGCUACCGACCACGGCUCGUCGCUGUCCCGGCCGCCGUUCACGCGCACGACAACUCAGUACCGACGACCCUGUCUCAUCAUUCUCUUUGUCAAGUAUGCUCAACGCACAACGCUUCCUGGAACGCUACGCCUAAGCGUCGCCAGGUUGCCCACGUACGUUCCGCAUCAUCCCCAAACUCCGUCGCCAAUCCGACAUCUCGGCCGUCUUCGCAACUUGUCACUGCGUUCACGACCGGCGAUCCUCGGUAUUAA
Molecule: messenger RNA, 1632 nt
Organism: Trametes versicolor FP-101664 SS1
Lineage: Eukaryota; Fungi; Basidiomycota; Agaricomycetes; Polyporales; Polyporaceae
Exons: 3
Coding region: 1-1632 (543 amino acids)
Source: RefSeq, a predicted model, not a curated record